GACAAUUCAAACUUCGUAGUCAAAUUUCCAAUCGCCCGAAGAGGUAGGAUGCUUCCAAAAAGCGUACGGAAAUAAGAGUUUUGCGCUGACAAAUAAUAGCGUUUAAUUUAUUUAUUUUUAAUUUGAGAAAUAUUUGACUGGCUUCCUUAUUUUCUAAUAGGUUGCCACUAAUGUUUCACUUUACCAGAGCAUCGGGCCAUGAGCUCCGACCAGACAGCUGGCAGACGUACUGACUGCAUCUCGACUGCUGAUGUCUGUAUUGAGCCGAGAGGUGCAGAUGCGGUCUGGGUCCUGCUUCAGGAGUGAAGCCUCUCUGAACUAACACCAGAGGAGCCAUGGACAAAGCGGAGAGGUGUGCCUGUAAUGCUCAGGGGUGAGAAGGAGAGCAGCUGAGGAGGAGGAGAUGGGCUGCACCUCUACCAAGCAAGUGUCUGCGGUGCCCAACGGAGAAGAGGGCCAGAAUAAAGCCUACAGCAACGGGGACCUCCUCUCUGAUGAGUACAAGAUGAAAGGCGUGGAGAAAGUCAAGUACAUCAGCGGAGAAGAGGGCGCCGUGGACGGCCAGGACAGCACAGAGAAAAGUGCUCUCCUUGGUAAAGGUCAACACAUGGAUGAAACGGGGUCAAACGGAAAUGGAAAGAUUUUGAGCAUCCAUUCCUCAGAGAGUCAGCAGGAAUUCUUCAGGAUGUUGGAUGAGAAAAUUGAAAAAGGCCAGGACUUCUGCUCAGAGUAGGAGGACAUGUCGUGGUCGAGUACCCAUCGGCCCCGGUAUGAAAGAAGUGUCAUCGCAGUGUUCCGGAUGGACCGCGCCAUGCGUUACGACGUAGGGGGGGAGAUUAGCAACUUGAAUCAAGCACCUUUUUGCCCUCCUGCGCACCACAUUAGUUCCUGCUCAUAUAUCAACCAAGAGGGAAAGGAACUAGAAAAAAAAAAAUCAAAGAUGGUUUAAUAUUUAAGUUAUUGAGGUUUUACUUCCUUAAUGAAGCCAUUACAGGAUGACAGAGUUUGGGGUUGUGAGUAACACGUGCGUUUCUUUCCCUCCUUGGAUAAGUCCUGGAAGGUCAGUAGACAUGGCUGUUACCCAGACGUCCGAUAAACAUUCAAACUGUUGCACAUGAACAUUCCCAACAACAGAAGCAACCUGCGCUCUCAUGGACUCUCAAAGUGAAGAUUAUGUCUAUCUGCAUUAUUUUUGACUAUUUCAUUCUUAAAUGCCUCCCUGAAAAGUCAACAGGUUGGGACACUUCCUGCAUUCCAAGACAGUUUGAACCUCUUUUCUACAGUUCGUUGGCCAGUACAGUGUCCGUCUGUCUGUCCAUGUCUGUUUCUGCUAUGACGUAGAGUAUUUAUGUUGAAUAAGGCUCAGGGUUGAAGUGUUGUAAUCCGUCUCAUGUAGUCAAGUCCCUCCUUUCAUUAGGACACUGUUGCACCGUUAAAACGUACUCGCACUCAUGCACUCAAACAGCAGGGUCAUCGGCGCCCACUGCUCCAGCAUCUGUCCCGUGUUACACCUCCAGGGUGGACUCUGCUACGUCACAUAACAAGUUUUAUUGUGUUUUUCGCUCACCAGUGUUAUGUUGUCGUGUUCAGUUUCUUUGUUGAAUUUUUGGUUUUCUAGAAAAAAAUAAAGUGAUUUCAGUAAGUUAUUCA
This is a messenger RNA of Cyclopterus lumpus (lumpfish), 1650 nucleotides long. RefSeq lists its product as uncharacterized. Lineage: Eukaryota; Metazoa; Chordata; Actinopteri; Perciformes; Cyclopteridae. Bases 404 to 733 code for a protein of 109 amino acids. The record is from RefSeq and is a predicted model, not a curated record. The transcript has 6 exons.